CUCAGCACUUUCUCCCUGGCAUGUUUCUUUAGCUGACAGCUGCAGACUCCUCGCUAGUUUUACUGAGAACCUUGCGCCAAACAUAUACAAAUUGCGCUCGUCCCUGUGAACUACGAGGUAACCAACUGCUCUACUUAUCCGGCCAGCCUCAGUGGAGGGAAUAGCAUCACGUGAUGUGACGUCGCGGACCGGGUGCUUACGCUAAGCCGCGUUCGGGGAUAACCCUAGGGCUUCCGAGAGGAGACAGGGGGAAAAAGUCGAUGACACAGAACCCAACCGUCCCAGAGUGAUGACAUUAUCCUAUCCCUCGCUGAUCAAAGGAGUCUCCACUUGCAUGGACAAGGAUGGAUGAUUCCUACUUGAACAUCCAUAAUGAUCCGGUCCGAGCUAGAGCGCUGGAGGGUUGAAAGGACUCGAAGGCGAGAUCGAGGCCAGGUUUUGAAGGGAACAAAAAAAAAGAAAAGCAAAAUUCUUCUUUUGCACGAUACGGUAUGGUACGGAUGUCGGACGAACCAAUCAAAGGGAUGUCGAGGGAAACCGAGGGAACCAGAGGUUGAACAACCAAUCAGCAGGGGCAAACCACGGGCGGUGGAGUGGGCAGUGGCAGUGACCGCCAGCCAUCAGGACCCUCCGGUGGUCCUGCCGUUCGACGGGGACUUGCCCAUGGCCGUACUUAAGCCAAAUGGCUCCCGCCUCCGAAAAAUCCUCUGCUUCCGUCCUUUCUUGCCCUGACCGCCCCCCUUUCUCUCCAUCCUCUUGGUCUAUUGGCCAUUGGUUAUAUCUGCCCCUAAACAACGCGUCGCGUCGCGCGCUCUCCCCUUCUCUCACUCGUCGCUAUAACUUGAACUGGCCUUUCUACCCGCCUUUUUAUUCUUUUAUUCUUUAUUCUGCCUUUUGUCUCCCCCCAUCCCCAUCCCCACCACUAAGGCAUCCACCAGGCAUUCGAUCUUCAACAAAACUCUCCCCUUCCUCGCAAUCUCCUCACUAGAGUCCCGUGACCUUAACAUAUUCACCUUCCCUCGUCGGCUGCCCUUGACUCACCGCUCACGUGAUCACCCUACGGCCUUCUUGGCGGUAUAAAUACUUUCGCCCCCGAUCGCAUUCUCCACUCUUUAUAUCUCACGAAUCUCCCGAGCUCUCCGAGCUUCCUCUCUGUCUCCACCACUUUACUCUCAUCCCGCUUCCCUUUCUUCCCACCCCUUCGCAUCCUUCAGAUUUCUACCGUGCUAGGACGGAGUGUGUAUACAGUUGAAUUUCUCUCUCCGAACCAGUCGCGCGAUCGCUCCGCUCUCCCGCAUACCCUCUCACUUUGUCUCACCUAUCCCCCCCACACCUAUAAGCUGUAUAUUCUGGACCUUUUCUAGAAUUCAGUACAAACGCACCUCAUGGCGACCCCGCCUCCAGAGGCUCCUACGGUGAUGAAGGAGGAUAAGCCUCAGCUGCCGCCGUCUCCGACGGUUGGCUCUGCACCUGAGGUUGCGCCAAACAGUGCGCCGGUCGCCACCCCAGAUAUCAAAGCUGAUGGCCCAGCCCCGACGGAGAAUCACACACCCACCACGAACGGCAACGCUCCCCACUCUCCUGCAACUGCCAACAGCACGGGAUCUGCGGCUUCUCCUCCCAAGUCACCUGUGCCAGACGCCUCCGAGGCUGCUGUCCCGACUGCACCAACUUCCACCGAUACCCCACCUUCUUCUGCCCUCCCUGCACCACAGGAAACAAGGGCGCCAGAAGAGACAGCCACUCCAUCUCUUACUCCUCAUCUUCCCCAACCCCAGACUGCCGAUUCUGUUACCUCAGCUGCAACCAACGGCUCCGCUGAGAAAAGCGGUGCCAAUACACCUCAAACCUCUGCAUUCCCCUCUACUGGCACCAUGCCUCCUGGAGAUUUCGACAGUCCUGCUGAUGCGCCUUCGGACGCGAUGGCUGUUGAUGCGCCAGAGAAAGCGUCUGCUGCCCCAGUGAAGACUGAACUUCCCCAUCACCCCACUACCGAAUCUGCCACCCCCAGCUUGCCUCCUUUCCAAACCGACCAAGAAAUGAAGGAUGCCCCAAGUGCCCCAAUGUCCCCCUCCAAAGUGUCGCGGGAGCGUGAGAUUGAUCCAGCUGAGGAGCCAGCUGCAAAGCGGACCAAGGUGGAGAAUGAGAAUGGCGUGCCCGUGAACAACAAGGCUCCUGCUCUACCUACCCCUGCCACUGAGACUCCCGGUCCAGUCUUCACCGGUGGUGACUCUCCUAUGACCAAAAUGCAGCACAAGUUCCUCAUCAAGCAAAUCUCCACUUUGAAGCGCAUGCAUGACUCGCGCUUCUACCGAGUCCCUGUGGACCCCAUUGCCUUAAACGUUCCGAACUAUCCAAGUGUCAUCACUCGCCCCAUGGAUCUGGGCACUAUCGAGAAGAAACUCAAGGCCAAUCAGUACUCCACUUCCCAGGCGGUCCUGGAUGACUUUGCUCUGAUGGUUCAGAACGCGCACACCUUCAACGGUCCGGAGCACCUAGUCUCUCAGGAGGGCGCCAAAUUGCUCGCCACUUUCCAGAAAAUGCUGAACAAUCUCCCCAAGGCCGAUGAAGUGGAGGAGAAAAAGAAGCCCAAGAAGGCGACAGAGAAGACCUCGGCUGCUCGACGUGAGCCUCGCACCUCUACUGGUGGUCAAGUUGCGGCUCCGACCCCAACCAUCCCAGCCCCGGUUGUGGCGGCUCCUAAGGCGACUUCUCCCCAGAGCGCUACUUUUGCGCUGGGUCCAGAGGGUCUUCCUGUCAUUCGUCGGGACUCUGCCAAUGCAGAUGGACGUCCCAAGCGUUCCAUCCACCCCCCAAAGCGAGACCUGCCCUACUCGACCAAGCCUAAGAAGAAGAAGUACCAAUGGGAGCUUCGCUUCUGUCAGGAAGUUCUUGAGGAGCUGUACAAACCCAAGCACCAGGCUAUCGCCAUCGCCUUCUACUAUCCCGUCGACCCUGUUGCGCUUAACAUUCCUACAUACCACAGCGUGAUCAAGCACCCCAUGGACAUGUCGACCAUCAAGGUUAAGCUCACCACUGGCCAGUACGAAAACGCCAAGGAGUUCCACUCGGAUGUCAAGCUGAUGUUCAAGAAUUGCUACCGUUUCAACCUGGAAGGUGAUCCGACCUACCUUGCGGGCAAGGCCUUGGAAGAGAUUUUUGAUAAGAAGUGGAAUGGCAAGCAGGAGUAUCUUGCCAAGCAUGAGCCUCCUCAGGAGCACAACUCGGAGUCUUCGGAGGAAGAAAGCGACGAAGAGGCCGAAGAGAGCGACGAGGACAUGGAAAAGCUCAGCCUGUUGCAGCGACAAAUUGCCGAGAUGUCCCGCCAGGUCGAGUUGAUCCAGAAGAAGAAGAAGACCCCCCCUGCGAAGAAGGGGUCCAAGUCUGGAAAGCCUGGUGUCGUCAAGAAGGACGCCAAGAAGAGUGGCAGCAAGAAGGACAAGAAGAGCAAGAGCCUUUCCAAGGUUGAGAAGUCUCGCAACAUCACCUACUAUGAGAAGCAGAUCAUCUCCAAUGGCAUCAGUAGCCUGCCCGACAAAAAGAUGCAGGAGGCGCUCGGAAUCAUUCAGCAGAACGUUCCUGCACUGAAGGGUACUCAAGAGGCCGAGAUUGAAUUGGACAUUGACGAGUUGCCUAACGAAGUCCUGCUCAUGCUGCUCAAGUUCGUGAAGAAGAAUGUCCCCCACAUUAUGGAUGACGAGGAGCCCCUCUCUGUGGGUGGCAACGUGGCCCCCGCUGCUCCCAAGCCAAAGAAGAACAAGCCGAUGAGCAAGUACGAACAAGAGGCUCAGAUCAACAUGCUCGAGAGCAACCUCUCCCGCUUCCAGGGCGGCAGCGGUUCCCCGGCGCCGAUGCCCUCGGUCGAGGCCAACGAGUCUAGCGACGAUGAGUCGGAUGAUGAUUCGGAGGAGAGCGAGGAGGAGUAACUUCUCUGGUGAUAAGCCCGUGCGGUCAUUCCGACUCGUGACAAUGACCCACUUUGUCUGUGUAAUUUGCGUUCUGAGCGUUUAUUCUCCCUUUCUUUGCUCUCUCCUACCACCCCACGGUCUUGGCCCCCCGCAUUCCUGAGCUCACGCGAUGCUUCGGGUUUGCGAUUGCUCUAUGUUUUGCGCAAACCCCACUGUCAAGCUUUCUGGGCCAAAACCCUUCCUGUACAUAUUCUUUCCAAUUUCCCCCCAACCAAGCCCCGAGACUCACUACCGGACACGACAAGACGGGAUUCGUGCUGGCCAUGUGAUCUGAUCUGAUUUGAUUUGCAAUGUUCCCAACUUCCCUCUCCUACCCGAGGUGUACGUUUGCUCUCUUUCUUCCAUUACUAGGGCAUCAACCCAGUCAGGAUGGACCAGAUUCUGCGUUUCCCAAGGAUGAGGGUUGAGGAUAGGAAAAGGGCGAUCACAAUCGAAAUGGAGCUGGCCAGGCUUCACAUGUAUGAUUACGAACGAAACGCGCAAAUGCCAAAAUGUACUCUAGUACUUAGGUAUCUGGUGUCAUGUAUUGAGUAAUUUUAGAAAAAUUUUCCAUUCCCAUGA
Messenger RNA from Penicillium brasilianum, 4529 nucleotides. The record is from the annotation of a GenBank genome assembly. NCBI's taxonomy places the organism in Eukaryota, Fungi, Ascomycota, Eurotiomycetes, Eurotiales, Aspergillaceae.